Lachnellula hyalina is the source of this 510-nucleotide messenger RNA. RefSeq lists its product as uncharacterized. The transcript has 2 exons. Bases 1 to 510 code for a protein of 169 amino acids. The record is from RefSeq and is a predicted model, not a curated record. Lineage: Eukaryota; Fungi; Ascomycota; Leotiomycetes; Helotiales; Lachnaceae.
AUGCCAUCCCCUCCAUCCCUAACAACCCACCUCCUACACCUCUCCCCCUCCUCCUUUACAUGCGCAACACAGACCCCCUUCCUGCGGCACGCAGGCCGUGGAACGCUGCCGAAAGAUGUGUUGGCGAGGUGGCUGGCGCAGGAUAGGUUGUACGCGCAGGCGUAUGUGAGGUUUGCGGCGGGGUGGAUUGGGAGGGUUGAGAUGCCUGUGGUUGUUGAUGGGGGGAGGGGGUUGGAGGAACGUGUUAUCUCGAAGCCUGGCGCUACGCAGCCACCUUCCUCCCCCCCCGCGACCGAAGCGGGAGGAGAGGCAGACGGAGGCGCGUUGAGGAAGGAGUUUAUUCCUAAUUGGACGGGUGAUGAGUUUGUGGUGUUUGUGGAGAAGAUCGAGGCGCUUGUGGAGGAGGUGUGGAAAGGUAGUAGGGAGGGGGAGGUGGAUGUGGGGGUGUUGGAGGGGGUUUGGAGAGAUGUUUUAAGGGUUGAGGAGGGGUUUUGGCCUAUAGUUAAUUAG